This is a messenger RNA of Lucilia cuprina (Australian sheep blowfly), 615 nucleotides long. Its product is annotated as U-Asilidin(1)-Dg12. The record is from RefSeq and is a predicted model, not a curated record. Lineage: Eukaryota; Metazoa; Arthropoda; Insecta; Diptera; Calliphoridae. The coding region runs from base 274 to 537 and encodes 87 amino acids. The transcript is spliced from 4 exons.
UAUAUAAAUUUUAUAACAAAAUACAAUUUGCGCAGAGUGACAUUAAACUGCCAUCAGUCAUCAACAUCAUCAGUCAAAUCGUUAAAGAAUUUAAAAUGAAAUUUUGUAUAUUUAUUUUCCUUAUUAUUGCGUUAAUGGCCUCCCUUACGCAUUUCGCUGCUGCCAGCCCAAUAUUGGAAAAUAUUCAAAGUAAUAAUGAAAUUGAUAUAAAGAAUCCUUUAGUGAAUCCACCAAAAGAAUGUCAAGCUAUAGGAGGACCCUGUUUUUAUUCCGAUGAAUGCUGUGGCAAACGUUGUCACUUUUAUGCCCACAAGUGUACAACGUUUUAAAAUGAAAUUUUAUAUUUUGAUUUUCCUUAUUGUUGCGAUAUUGGCCGCCUUUAUUCCUAUCGCUCCAGCUAACCCAAUAUUGGAAAAUGUUGAAACGUAUAACGAAAUUGAAAAUCAAACAUGUACACCGAUUGGAGGAAGAUGUUAUUAUUCAGAACAAUGCUGUAGCAAAAGAUGCCUUACAUAUGCAGCCAAAUGUGUUAGUUGAAUUAUUGUUAAGUAAACGAAAAUGAAUUACAUAUUAUUAAAUAAUUUUCUCCUAAUAAAGGAAACACAUUUUCAAUAU